AUGCGCUCAUUGUCCCCCCGCCCGCCCCCCCAUCCCCGCCUCCCGCGCCCCUCGCAGCCCGGCACACGCGCUCGGGCUCUAGCGCGGCCGGACGCGGGCUCCUCACGGCCCAAUGGCUGCUGUUCGGAGCCGGAGGCCGGGGACCGGAGAAAGGAGGAGCGGAGGAGAAGGAGGAGAGCACGGCCCGGCUGGGACAGAAGCGGUGGGACCCUGGGAGGCCUCCGCUGUGCCUGUGCCCGUGCCGCGCUCCUCGGGGCCAGCGCGUCGCACACAAAGGGGCUGCCUAGCCAGAGCCACCAGCGGCCUCAGGGCACCGUGGGGAGCGCGCAGCGAGGGGGCGCUGUGGCGCACCCCGCCCCGCAGCCCCGCAGCCCCGCCCCCGUCUCUCCCCGGCCCCACCCCACUCCCACCGCCCCCUCCGCGGCCGUCCCCACCCCUAUCUCCGCGACCCCCACACUCCUCCUCGGCUAUUCCCCAACCCUGUCACUGUGCUCCCCUCCCUACUCCCGGGCCGUAGUGGAGGUGACUUUCCUGCGCAGCGCCGAUCCUGGGGGCGGAGAACCCACAGGGAGUGCGACCCCUUUGCACGCUGUGAGUGGGCAACUGUCCGAGGGACUCGAGCAGAUCGAAGGCUGGACGCCCUACAGGGCUCUUGGCAGUCCACGAAAGUCCUGGAGUCGGCCUCGCCAUUUCUCCGGUCGGACAUGUUGAUUGCCAACUGCUCUGCGCAACUUUCCCAUAGCUGUCUCUUCCGUGCAUUUCGGAGCACCAGGCAAAUACAAGCAGAGAGACCUGGAAAAAAAAAAUUGUGAAGACAAUAUUAAUGAUAAAAUUAACAUGGCUGAGUGAAUUGUCAAUGCAAGUUCCUUUACUAACUCUUUGUUAAGUUUUGCUUUGUACUCCUUACAUCCUCUUUCUCUUAAGCCAUUGUUUUAAUUUCUUCUCGUUAUCAUUUUUAAAAGUAACAGAAAUACAGCUUUCUUCCUACCUUCACGAUUGACAUGGUGGAGAUUGGGUUGCAAAGAGGAAGCAGUAAGAAAAAAUAAUUAUUCUAUACAUUCACAAGUCCUUUAAGGCACAAAAUAAAAGUAAGAAAUAGAAAAUAUGUCCUUUCUCCUAAUAAAGGUCUUUAUAAUAAAA
Symphalangus syndactylus (siamang) is the source of this 1140-nucleotide messenger RNA. Its product is annotated as mitogen-activated protein kinase 7-like. NCBI's taxonomy places the organism in Eukaryota, Metazoa, Chordata, Mammalia, Primates, Hylobatidae. The record is from RefSeq and is a predicted model, not a curated record.